ACGGAGCCAGGAAAGGACGCUUUAAAUUAGUAUGGGAACGCGGCCCUGGCUGUCAAACGCCCUUUGAACCCGCCCAUUCAAACCGAGCUCGCUGAUUGGUUCAACGCGCUGUCCGUCAGGGACCCCAGUCAUGUGACAGAUGUUUUUGUUGUUUCACUUCCGCCUUGUGGACGUCAGAGCCCCGGACUGACUCAAAGCUCGGCUUUUUGUGGCUUUUUGUGUCUUUGUAUGUGUGUUUUAGUGAACCGGGGGUGUCUGGAGCUCCCUCCGCCGCUGUGAAGCCUCAGCGCCGGUAACUCUCCCCCAGAAGGAGCCUGGUGCCGGGCCAUGGCGGACGGGGAGCGGUCUCCGCUGCUGUCCGAGCAGCACGACGGGACCAGCGGCUGGAGCCCCGGAGGGUCCCCGGCCAGACCUCACGGUUUGGCGCCGUUCCCCAGCUGGGUGGCGCCCGGCGAGGCUCCGCCCCCGUACUCGCCGCAGGGCAGCCCGGACAGCAGCAGCGCGCCGGUCAUCAGCUGCCGCGUCUGUCAGAGCGCCAUCUCUGUGGAGGGGAAGACGCACCAGCACGUGGUGAAGUGCAGCAUCUGUAACGAAGCUACGCCGAUAAAGAACGCUCCGGUGGGUAAGAAGUACGUCCGCUGUCCCUGUAACUGUCUCCUGAUCUGCAAAGUCACGUCUCAGAGGAUCGCCUGUCCCAGGCCGUACUGUAAACGCAUCAUCAACCUGGGACCAGUUCACAUCGGCAGAGAGAGUCCUGAACCUCAACACCAACCGGUCGGCAUCAGGAUCAUCUGUGGACACUGUUCCAACACAUUCCUGUGGACGGAGUUUUCAGACCGGACUCUGGCUCGAUGUCCUCACUGCAGAAAAGUCUCGUCUAUUGGCCGGCGCUACCCCAGGAGGAGGAGCCUCCUCUGCUUCCUGCUGUUCAUCGUCCUCGCCGCCUCCACCGCAGGACUCAUGGUGGGUACCUGGCAGUCCUCCCAGCACUCUAAAGGGAUCUACGUGUCCUGGGUUCUACUGGUCCUGCUGGUUCUGUUCACCAUGGCCCGGACCAUCUACUGGAGGUGUCUGAAGAUCAGCGAGCCCAUAUCCAACACCACCUAGAGACAGAGGAGAGAGGGAAGGGAAGGAAAGAGGAAAGGAAGGAAGGAAGGUGAGAGGGAGAGAGAAGAGAAAAAUCAAACUCUACAGUCAUUCCAGAUUGGAUUUAAAACAAAUAGGAGCCCCAGAUUGUCACAAAACCUCCAUAAAAAGUUCAUUACAAGGGAAGUUGGAGGUAAAGACGAAAGUGUUUAAAUGUUUCAGACCUGCUGGUUUUCUUCUUCUUCUGUUGUGCUCUUAGUUUCUCUUUGUUUCACUACAAAAUCAGUCAAACAGGUUGAAGUCUUUGUGCCCCGAUAGUCAUAAAACAAAUCUGUGGACUCUAGAAAAUAAAAUAAUCGUUAAAAAAACCAGUCCUGAGUGAGUUAAAGCUGGUUUGGAUGGACAGAUUGAGAGAGGAAGGCUGUAAAAUAGAAGUUAUAACAAAUAUAAUCAAACUAAAAAGGGAGAAGUUAAUAAUUCAGUCAAACUGAGAACAUCAGAGGGAAGAAACAAGAUUAUUUUUGCUUUUUAAAAAAAAACUUAAUUCUGUUUAUUUUGUUAUUGUCUCUGUAAAAUAAAUAAACGAUGCUCCUCCUUUUAUAGUGAAAUAUUUUGAUAUUUUGGGAAAUAUGCACAGCUGCUUUCUGACAAGAGUUUGAAAUAUUAAAACUUAUUAUUGAAAUUAAUAUUUUCUAGGUUUCCUACAGUCAUGGGAAACGGAGAAAAUCUCUUUUUUCAGGCCUGUAAAUACAAACCCUGAUUCCAAAAAAAGUUAUGCAGAACAUAAAUAAAAGAUAAUACAAACAUUUAAUUGUUUUUUUUUUAAUCCACACACUGUUUUAUGCAUUCUGGAUCUUCUUGGAAUCAGGGUUAAAAUCCUGGAAAGUUUUGGGAAAGUAAUGUAGUCUUGUUGCUUUUUAAAUGAAAUGAUUUGUUCCCGUUAUCUUCCAUUUAAUCAGAGAUUACCAUUAGUAAAACAUAAUUCAUGUUUCAGUCUGAGUUUAAAGGCCCACACACUUUCUUAUUCCCCAGCUUUGUUUUCCAGGUAGUGAAAAUGUUAUUAUGGGUCCUUGAAAAGUCAUGGGAAAGUUUAGGAGUUUUGUCCUUGAUAAUAAAUGGGAACUUGUGUUUUUU
This is a messenger RNA of Centropristis striata (black sea bass), 2220 nucleotides long. RefSeq names its product type I phosphatidylinositol 4,5-bisphosphate 4-phosphatase-B-like. Bases 328 to 1107 code for a protein of 259 amino acids. Gene Ontology annotation, molecular function: phosphatidylinositol-4,5-bisphosphate 4-phosphatase activity. Lineage: Eukaryota; Metazoa; Chordata; Actinopteri; Perciformes; Serranidae. Gene Ontology annotation, biological process: phosphatidylinositol dephosphorylation. The transcript is spliced from 7 exons. Gene Ontology annotation, cellular component: phagocytic vesicle membrane; late endosome membrane; lysosomal membrane. The record is from RefSeq and is a predicted model, not a curated record.